Molecule: messenger RNA, 2058 nt
Organism: Linum trigynum
Lineage: Eukaryota; Viridiplantae; Streptophyta; Magnoliopsida; Malpighiales; Linaceae
Source: the annotation of a GenBank genome assembly
AUGCCUGGGGCUGGUUCCUUGCAAUUGUCUCAUGAUUUGGGACUUUGCAAGAGCCAGAGCCGUAGGCAAUUUAAGGAUACACUAGGAAGGAGCAGGCUACCUUCCUCAAGUGCUAGACUGUCUUCAUGUGUUUCGAGACAGGACAGCUGGACUCUUCGUGUUUUGGGAAGUGCUUACAGAUCCACCUGCUAUGUACCAAAAAGAAGUAGCACUUUUAGGUGCCAUUCUACGUUGGUACCUGGUCAAAUCCUUGAAUUUCCUGUCAUAAAGGCUGCUUCAGGAGCUUUGACGAGGGCCUAUAACAAUCUACAAGGCAGUCGUCUUGUACUCAGGAUAGCUCCAGCUGUAGGUAUUAUUGUAUUUGCUCUAUGGGGUCUUGCACCGCUUAUGCGUCAUAGCCGAAAUCUAAUACUGUGUAAAAAUGAUAACGGUUGGAAGAAGAGUAACACAUACCAUGUCACGACCUCUUACCUUCAACCUUUGCUGCUGUGGGCAGGUGCAAUAUUUAUAUGCAGGGCGCUGGAUCCUGUUGCUCUUCCCACAGAAGCUAGUCAGAUUGUCAAGCAAAGGCUACUUAAUUUCAUACAGUCAUUAUCAACUGUGCUGGCAUUUGCAUAUUGCUUAUCACGCCUGAUUCAACAGACCCAGAAGUUGUUUGUGGAAUCUAGCGAGAUCAACGAUCGAGGAAAUAUGGGGUUAGACUUUGCUGGGAAAGCUGUGUACUCUUCAGUGUGGAUAGCUGCUUUUUCACUCUUCAUGGAGUUGCUGGGUUUCUCUACCCAGAAAUGGCUUACUGCUGGAGGUCUGGGGACAGUAUUGCUCACCCUUGCUGGCCGUGAGAUAUUUACAAAUUUUUUAUCUAGUGCGAUGAUUCAUGCAACUCGGCCUUUCGUUGUAAAUGAAUGGAUCCAGACGAAAAUUGAAGGGUAUGAAGUUUCCGGCACUGUUGAGCAUGUUGGUUGGUGGUCACCAACAAUAAUAAGAGGUGAAGAUCGUGAAGCAGUUCAUAUCCCAAACCAUAAGUUUACAGUGAACGUUGUGAGAAAUCUCAGUCAGAAGACUCAUUGGAGAAUCAAAACACAUCUGGCUAUUAGUCAUUUUGAUGUCAAUAAAAUCAAUACAAUUGUUGCUGAUAUGCGUAAAGUGUUGGCAAAGAAUCCUCAGGUUGAGCAGCAAAGGUUGCACAGAAGAGUAUUUUUAGAGAAUGUCAAUGCUGAAAAUCAAGCACUCAUGAUCUUAGUGUCGUGUUUUGUGAAGACGUCACAUUUUGAAGAGUAUCUCUGUGUAAAGGAAGGCAUACUGUUGGAUCUUCUAAGAGUGAUCAGCCAUCACCGUGCCAGACUGGCCACACCAAUCCGUACAGUGCAGAAGAUGUACGCUGAUUCUGAUAUGGAGAACGUUCCAUUUGAAGAAUCGUUCUACAACAGUGAUACUGGUGUAACAUCUAAUCGUCCUUUACUACUAAUUGAACCCUCUUACAAAAUCAACGGAGAAGAUAAAACAAAAUCCCAAAGUCGAACAUCCCGAACAGUUGGAGAGCAAGAGAAUAAUAAGAACAUGCCACCUAAACCUUCAGUCGAGAUUCAAUCAGGAGGAAGUCAGAAGUCUGAUUCCAAAGUGAAAGAGACAGCAGCAGCAGCAAAUGCAAAGGCGGAUGCCAAGGUUACCAAAACAGCCCCAAAUCCUGAUGCCAACAAGAAGGCAGCAGAAAGAUCAAGUUCCAGCGUCAAAGCUGCUGGCAAGCGUGUUGAUGAGCCUUCAGUUUCAUCAUUGGAAUCCCAACAGACGAAACAGGGAGGCGAGAGGAAAUCUGUCUCUCAACCUUCAACUUCGAGGCCUGCUGCCUUGGAGGAGAAUAUUGUACUUGGUGUUGCUUUGGAGGGAUCCAAGAGAACGUUGCCUAUCGAGGAAGAUGUCACUUCACCACAUGCUGUCCAAGGAGAGGUCAAGGAAACGGCUGGUGCUGGCCGACGUGACGGCAGCUCGGGGACGGAUAAGAAGAAAGAGGACAAUCAGGUUGCAACCAACUCUGCUGCAACUUCUUCUGGUGAUCAGUAA